UCUCUGCGUCGACCGAAAAUUUGAGUUUGUAUUGUCUAGGCCAUAGAACUUUUUUCGGUCAUUUCAUUUUCAAUUAUGCUCCAAGAGACAACUCACAUUGUUAAGGAAUUUGUCUAUUGCCUUUUGAUUAGAGGCGGAAAAAUGACACCCACACUCUACUAUUUGCCACCAAGUCCACCGUGUCGCAGCAUUUUGUUGUUGGCCAAGAUGUUGGAUGUGGAACUUGACCUGAAGGUCAUUAAUAUCAUGCAGGGCGAACAAAUGAAACCGGAAUUUCUGGAAAUGAAUCCACAGCAUUGUGUGCCAACGUUAAAUGAUGACGGUUUAGUCCUGUGGGAAAGUCGAGCCAUUUUGUCGUAUAUGGUUUCAGCGUUUGCCAAAGAUGAUACACUAUAUCCCAAGGAUGUGCGAGUUCGAGCAUUGGUGGAUCAACGUUUAAUGUUUGACUUGGGUACACUGUAUCAGCGUAUGACAGAUUAUUAUUUCCCAACCAUGUUUAUGGGAGCCCCCCUGGAUGAAACGAAAAAGGCAAAAUUAUCAGAAGCUCUGGGCUGGUUCGAUGAAAUUUUACGCGGUAGACAAUACUCGGCUGCAGAUAAUUUUACAAUUGCUGAUUUAACCUUGAUGGUUACUAUAUCCCAAAUCGAAGCCUUUGGAUUUGAUCUACUUUCAUAUAAUCGUAUUAAACAGUGGUACAAUAGAUGUAAGGAAUAUAUGGAGCCAUAUGAUUACGAGAAUUUAAAUGCCCAACAAGCAUUAGUUCUGUCCGAAAUGUUCAAAGAAAAACUACAAAAAUAA
Molecule: messenger RNA, 798 nt
Organism: Musca vetustissima
Lineage: Eukaryota; Metazoa; Arthropoda; Insecta; Diptera; Muscidae
Product: glutathione S-transferase D7-like
Exons: 4
Coding region: 76-798 (240 amino acids)
Biological process (GO): glutathione metabolic process
Molecular function (GO): glutathione transferase activity
Source: RefSeq, a predicted model, not a curated record